This is a messenger RNA of Dictyostelium purpureum, 446 nucleotides long. RefSeq lists its product as uncharacterized. NCBI's taxonomy places the organism in Eukaryota, Evosea, Eumycetozoa, Dictyosteliales, Dictyosteliaceae. The transcript has 3 exons. The record is from RefSeq and is a predicted model, not a curated record. Gene Ontology annotation, biological process: phagosome-lysosome fusion. Gene Ontology annotation, cellular component: lysosome; late endosome; phagocytic vesicle. Gene Ontology annotation, molecular function: GTPase activity; GTP binding. The annotation marks the transcript as partial.
GGAAAAUUCUUUUUUUUUAUUUUUUUAUUUUUUUUUAAUAACCAAUUUAUAUAUAUAUAUUUUUUUAAUUGUAUUUUUGUUUAUAUAUAUAAAUAAUAAAUAAAUGAUAAAUAUGACAGAAACAAAACAAUUAAAAUUAAUUUUAGUAGGUAAUAUGAGUGUGGGGAAAACAUCAAUAUUGCACAGACUAGUUUUUAAUAAGUUUUCAGAAGAAUAUAGAAGUACUUUAGGAACAGAUUUUUUAUCAAAGACAAUUUAUCAGAACGAAAUUAUAACACAUAUACAGCUUUGGGACACAGCAGGACAAGAAAAAUUUUGGUGCCUUACAGAAGUAUUUUGGAGAACAUCAGAUGCAGUUAUUUUAGUUUUUGAUAUAACAAAUGAACAGUCAUUUAAAGAUUUAAAUUUUUGGUAUAAGCAGUUUAAAUCAAAGAGCGGGGUAAAUC